This is a messenger RNA of Notodromas monacha, 1184 nucleotides long. The record is from the annotation of a GenBank genome assembly. Lineage: Eukaryota; Metazoa; Arthropoda; Ostracoda; Podocopida; Cyprididae.
GCAAUAACUCCAUCUACUGAGCAGCAAUUGACUCCAACUUUUGACCAGGGGCAAACGCCCACGACAAGUCAAAGCUACUCAACAGAUGUCACCUUGGAGAGCUUACAAAAACAACUGCAGGAACUCGCUCGUAUGCAAGGCAAUAAAUCUGAAGAAUAUCAGCCCGAACCGUUGGUUAAGACCGGAGAAGAGUCUCGGGCAGCACUGGAAGCCCAAGCACAUGUCAGACAAGCCCAACUAACGGGAAAAGCCAACCAACAACAGCCAAUCGCGAUGUCUUGUCAAUGUUCUAAUCCAGUGUGCUGCCUUAAAAUGAUAAAAAGCCAAGCCUCUUUGCCUAAGGUAGGAGCAUCGACAUACGUUGCAUCUGUGGAGCCUGAUCGCUCCGAAUGCAUGAUCAUGACGAGAGAUCGUGGAGCGACACCUGUGCAGCGCAACAGCAGGCAGUCACAUGUUCCAUCAGCAGUCAUACCACCAGCUUCAUCUCACCAUGUCCGUGAGAUUAUGACUAUGAAGGCAUCUAACACUUCCCAGCAGCGGAGUAGAGAAAAUAGUUUUUUUAAGUUGGAGAAAGUAGGACAGCAGAGAUCUAGUGAUCAACACAGUGGUGUGGAAAAGCAAGCGUUUUCAAUGGCAUCCCCAAUGUCAAUGACGGUACGCGCACUGGGAAAAAUGAGGGCACCAUCCCCACUGGGAAUUCCAGAUGUGCCUUCCUUACCCCAGAAUGACCCCAAGUUCGUCACUUACCAGCUGAACAGGUUAGAGAUGACCAAAGCUCAGGCACACGACAACAUCACGACCUCAAACGUGCCUCUCAGCGGGUUCGCUUACGCUUUCCCGAGGAUAUCCGGGACUGUAGCGGGAGGGCUUGAAGGUGUCAAACCAGCAUACGGAACUGGGGCGCCCAAGUUCGCUUACAAAGGAGAACGAUUGCCACCAAAUUGCAUCAGCAUUGUACCCAAGCAUUAGUCAUUCACGAUUUCGGUGACUUGAAAUUCAAAUUCUUGAAUACUUGCGGUACCUAAGCUCACCAACUCAUCUACUUGAUCUUCGCGACAAAUUCGAGUUCUCUACUUAUUUCGAUCCUUCAUGAUAUUUUCCGUAGAAUUCACAAUGGGACGAUGCCGGUUAUUGCAAAGCUUGUCACGUCCGUGGGUUGAAAAUAAAACGAGUUCAUUUGUAAA